AUGAACACAUUUCUAGCCGUUCUGCUGGUUCUUGCAAUUAUUGUCUCCAAAGGCUUUUCUUGUUAUCAAGGUGGAGCAUAUCCUUAUUACCCCUACCCUUCGUACCCCUACUCUCCGUACCCCUACUAUGGCUAUAACUAUGGCUAUGGGAUGCCAUGGGGAAUGGGCGGUAUGGGAAUGGAUCCCGCGACUGCAGCUAUCAUGGGAGCUGUUUCAGGUGCACUCGCCGGACUGAAUUAA
Strongylus vulgaris is the source of this 240-nucleotide messenger RNA. Lineage: Eukaryota; Metazoa; Nematoda; Chromadorea; Rhabditida; Strongylidae. The record is from the annotation of a GenBank genome assembly.